CGCGCACACCGCUGGUCGCGCUCGAGUCUCGGAGUCUGUUUCAGACGGAAACACCAGCACACGCGUAGCAUGCAUAGCGAGAGCCUUCUUCACCCUGCUUGACGGAACGCCCAGCCGUCAGAUUGCCGACGCUCGCUCGCAGCUGACGCCGAGAACACGAUCUCCGUCUCCUCAGGGCCUUGAACGUGGAGUACCGCUUCGGGAGUCCUGUCAUCAUGAGUGCGUGCGGCGUCUAUCGGGAACAGGAUGGCCUGUACAUCAGCUGCAUAUUCCAAGAGCCGGUCGUCAAAGAAGCUCUCGCCUACAAGCCCAAACCGGGUGACGUGUUCAUAGUCUCCUACCCGAAGUGUGGCACAACAUGGAUGCAGCACAUAGUCUACGCCAUCUACAAUGACGGCAUUCCACCCAAGGACAUGGACGACUUCAUGCGAAGGGCCCCUUUCCUCGAGAUGCUGGGAACCGCAGCGGUUGAUUCCAUGCCACGCCCGGGUGCCAUAAAGACCCACCUGCCUUAUCACCUGCAGCCCAUGUCUCCAGAGGCCAAGUACAUUUACGUCACCCGCAAUCCCUACGACUGCUGCGUAUCCUUCUAUCACCACACCAGGUCCUUCCCGGCAUAUCGGUUCGCGCAAGAACCCUUCGACAAGUUCUUCGACAUGUUCGUCGAGGGCAAAGUUGACUACGGCGACUACUUCGAGCACCAGAUCUCCUGGUACGACCACAGGAACGACGACAACGUACUCGUGAUCACGUACGAGGAGCUCAAGAUGGAUCCCCGAGCAGGAAUUCUGAAGAUUGCCGAUUUCCUGGGAGAGAGUUACGGGAAGAAACUGCGAGAGCAACCGGAAGUUUUGGAGAGGAUCCUCAACACCACCAGCCUGAAGACAAUGAAGGGAUUCAACGACGAAUUCAAGAAGUGGACUGAAAAGGCCGCCGAUCUCAUUGGACAGGCGGGCAAGAAUAUAACGAUGCCCGCGGAGGUGGCCGAGGAUUUGAAGAAGCCCAUGACUGGUGACUUUGUGAGAAAGGGAAUCAUCGGCGACUGGAAGAACCACUUCACGCCGGACCAAAUUAGGCGCAUGAAAGAGAGGAUUGCCGAAAAAACCAAGGGAAGCACAGUCAUGAGCCUCUGGAAUGACGUUGAACUUCCAUAGAGAAAUGGGUCUUGUGCAACACUGUGUUAACGAGCAGCGCGUAACCUGUUCUAUGGACUCCCUACUGUUCUAAACUAUUUUCAAGAGCUAAUUAUACAUGGGAGUAUAAGUAAUGGUUUUGCUGAAUUUAACUCCCUAGGUGCUUUAUAUUAGACGCAUCAAAGUGUUAAAAAAGACAUCAUGGUCAGGUAUUCAACUUGUAGUUAAUAUUAUUUUUCUUCUUACGCACGUUUUGUUAACAACAAACCGACGAACCAACCAAUGAUGUAACGUUACCAACGUGCCCCUUCACUCCUUUCAGGGAGUUAUCUUUUUGGGCUACCUUAGAGCUUACUGACACCACGAAAACUAUUCACUUUAGAG
Rhipicephalus sanguineus (brown dog tick) is the source of this 1517-nucleotide messenger RNA. RefSeq names its product sulfotransferase ssu-1. Lineage: Eukaryota; Metazoa; Arthropoda; Arachnida; Ixodida; Ixodidae. The record is from RefSeq and is a predicted model, not a curated record. The transcript is spliced from 3 exons. Gene Ontology annotation, molecular function: sulfotransferase activity. Gene Ontology annotation, biological process: sulfation. Bases 216 to 1154 code for a protein of 312 amino acids. Gene Ontology annotation, cellular component: cytoplasm.